GCCGAGUCUUUCUACGUUUCCGACGUGGCGCCGGAGCUCAUUCAGCAGCCAGCUUCAUUCACAACCCUGGCUUUCAUACUCAUCUCUCAGACCCUUCGCUUGAACCAUGUGGAGGAAGGCUGCUCUAGUGGCGUUGCUGGCCCUUGCACUAGGUUACCUCUAUCACACAAACCCCAAGCUUCAGGAGCAGGCUUUACAUCUCAUCACCCAGUCAUUAUUCUCCUCGCAGCAUGAACAUAGUACUGCAAACCUGGAAGAAACCAUCUCCCGUGCCUGGGACGCCCUCAUCACUGUACCUGCAAGACAAUGGGGUCGAAUAGCGGUUGGGGUAAAUGCCUGUAUUGACGUCGUGGUGUCAGGUGUCAAUUUGCUCCAGGCGUUGGCUCUUGACCCAGGGUCUGGACAUGACCAUGAUGUGUUGCACUCCAAAGAGGACCUAAAAGAGACCUUCAUUCACUACAUGGAAAGAGGAGCAGCUGCAGAACGUUUCUUCGCAGAUAAAGAAGUCUUCCAACAGAUCGCAAGAGCCGCUGCUGAAUAUCCUGGUGCUCAGGUGUAUGUGGGAGGAAAUGCUGCUCUGAUUGGCCAGAAACUCGCCUCUUUUCCAGAGCUGGUGGUUCUUUUGUGUGGUCCUAUCGGGCCGAAGUUGCAUGAACUCCUGGAUGAACAGAUAGUAGUUCCACCACAGUCACUGCAGGAGACUGAUGAGUAUCACCUCAUCCUUGAGUACAAGGCAGGGGAGAAGUGGGGAUCGAGUCAGGCCCCUCAAGCCAAUCGCUUCAUCUUCUCUCAUGAUGUGUCCAAUGGGGAGAUGAGCACUUUGGAGACCUUUGUGGCCAGUCUGGAGGAGUUUCAGCCCGGACUGGUGGUGCUGUCCGGACUCCACAUGAUGGAGGGAAUGGGCCGUGAGCUCUGGGAGGACCGACUCAAAGAGUUUGUGGUUGCCAUGUCUGAUGUUUGCAACGAAUCGCCUGUCCAUCUAGAGCUGGCCAGCAUGACUGAUCGAGAUUACAUGAGCAUCAUCACGAAGGAGCAGGUCUUGCCCAUGGUGAACUCAAUCGGCCUGAAUGAGCAAGAGCUGCUCUUCCUGUCUCAGGCUGGAGACGGUCCUCACUCUACCCUCCACUCGUGGAACGGCAUUCCUGACGUGGGCCGUGUCGCCGAUAUCCUCCUCUGGAUCCUGGAGCAGCACGGCCGAGCCGACCUAGACUCUGAAGCUCAUCUAACCCGCAUCCACUUCCACACUCUGGCUUAUCAUGUGCUGGCCACGGUGGACGGCCACUGGAGGAACCAGCGGGGAGCCGUAGCGGCCGGGACUCGCGUUGCCAGCUCUCAGGCUUGCGGAUUACAAGCCGUGGACGUCAGUAAGGUGGAGCUCAAGGCUCCGCUCAGCUUCUAUAGCUCUUUCUCAGAACCGAAAGAGGGCUUAGUUUUGGACCCAUCCAAUCCGGUGACGGUGUGGCGAAGGGGGAACGUGUCGUUCCAUCUUAGUCCGGUACUCGUAUGCAAACAGCCGCUGCGGACAGUAGGGCUGGGGGACGCGAUCUCCGCAGAGGGACUCCUCUACUCUGAGAUUGUGCCCCAGCUGCACUCCGAUGAUUAAAAGUGAACUUUUAAUUUUAAGAUAUUUAGUCCCUGAGGUCCAAUAACAAUGUCUUAAAACACUUCUGUACUCUUGAUCCUCUCUACAAUGCCUGAUGAGCAUCUAACCAGCUGGAGAUGUCCCUGUAGGUGCUCCUCCGGUUUCUUAGUCCUUAAUGUGAACAGUGACAAAUGGAGGAAGAGAGGAUGUUUCUCCUGGCUACAGGAAUGAGAGUUUAUCCUCACUUUGUCGUCUUGUGCAAAAUCGGUGCGUAGUAUUUAUCCGUUUGGUGAGUACUGUACUGCAUCUUACUUGAGGCUGUAUUGCACUGGGUAGAAAAUGCUGUUGGGUGUUUUUUGUUUUUUUCUUUUCCACUCUCGUCUCCCCCUUCCACACUCCAUGGACUUUUUGCUCCAGUGACUACUACAACAGAGACCUACUUAUGAGCAAGGUGCAGAAAGCCUGAGCUGCUAUGAAAAUAAAAUAAAAAUGGCUUGUGUAUCCCACAGCCCCCCCCCCCCCCCCCCCCCCCCAAUGAAAUCAAAUGCCUUAACCAAAACCAGAAAGGAACCAAAUCAUUUAUGCUUAAGUGGUUAUGCGUUUGAGCCCUGUGAUGACUUGUCCAGGGUGUACCCCGCCUUUCGCCCGUAGUCAGCUGGGAUAGGCUCCAGCUUGCCUGCGACCCUGUAGAACAGGAUAAAGCAGCUACAGAUAAUGAGAUGGGAGAGAAGUUAUGCGUUUGGUGCUUUACUGCACUCUGCCCUCAAAAUAGAGGACACCCCCCCCCCAAAAAUACUCCUUCCUGGACUUGUUUAACUUAAGCACAGUCUUCUGGCAUAAUGAAUUUAAUACUGGUAGUUAAAACUAACUAAUUCUCACAUAUGCCAUAAGUUUGGACACCUCUGCCCGUAGUACUUUUUUUUUAUAAUAAUAAAUUGAUAUUUUGAAGCACACUAGCCAAGAAAAAUAUAAAAUCAAAACUGUUUAAAUAUUUGAAAUUGCUAACAGUAUUCUUGAAUACUGUGAAGCUUUGCACACUCCAGAAGGCUUUUCCCAACUAGACCAAGCUCCAAGCUGCUUCUCCGAAAAUCUACUUGUUUGGGGAAACAAUAUCAUUUAAAGUAAAAUCUGCUCAUUAAAAAUUCAUGUUGAUUUUGAAACGUAUACAUGGGCGUUUGUUCCACUAUGUACAACUGGCUUAGAAAUGUCAACUGUAAGCUUUUAUCAGAAUAUCUUAAACCAAUCCAGCGCGUCUGAAUAUUUGACUGGUAGCAUACGUUAAAACUAUUUUUGAUUACUGAAAUUGUGUAUUGGAACUUGUUACCUACUUGAAUGGCAAUAGAAAUGGCAGACAUCUUAGUGUUCUGCUUCGUAGAAUAUUUGUAAGAAUACCAGCACCCACUUCAUCCUCAGCAUGUUUUAGAUCAUUUUAUUUCCGUAAGUGAACACAUCCUGCCUCUUUUUAUGCUGAAUGGCUUAAAAGGAUGUAAGGGAACAUUUCCUACUUGUUUAGUCAUGUCCUGUACUUUUUUUUUUCUUAUUUUUCUCGAGCAUAAUGUCUGUGUAUAUAUGGUGUGAUGAAAUGAUGUCUUGGUUGUGAUCGUUAAAAAAAAUAAAUCCUGCGGUCAGCAACUGACUGCAUUUAUGCAUGAUGAGAAACUUGAAGGGUUCUGUGAUUUGACACGUCUUCUCUAAUAAGAAGGAAAGCCUGUUUUUUUUUUUUUUUUUUUCUGGUACAGUAAAAUGAUGUACGUGGACCAGUUGUUAGAAGUGAAUAGACUGAGACCCCGUCCACACGUAGCCGGGUAUCUGCUAAAUCGAAGAUAUUUUUCUACGUUUUGGCCUGUCAUCCACAUGAAAACACAUCAAAAACGAAUAUUUAAAAAAACUCCGGGCAAAGUGAAGAUUUUUGAAAACUCUGUGUACCGUAUUUAUCCUUAUAGAAGCGCCCUCCCUAUAUGACGCGCCUCCACGAUUUUCAGAGCUAGAAUAGUAUUUACCAACCAUUUUCUUCAUUUAACAAACUUUAAAUCCAACAAACCACAACAGAGACGUUCAAUUUCACCGCUGAUUUUUUUUUUUUUUUACCGGAAAUCGCGUUAGUAAACAUGGACAGUAUAAAAUACGGACAUUCACUCUGCUGCGGAUAUCAGUACGGGUGGAGACGUACCUUUUGUUUGCACCACUCUUGUACACGUUUACGGUGAACAUUAAAUGUUUUUGCAGCUAAGUGUUUGCCUUUCUGCUCUGCCAGUUCUACAACCUUUAACUUAAAACUAGCGGUGAAGGAUUGUUUUGAGGACGACAUUUUGUUUUGUGAGCUCAUAAACAUCGACGAUGACGUGAAUUGUGACGUCACUACAAAUCGUUUACUUACCAAUGUUAUCCUUAUAAGCAAGCUGGACAUUGUUUAAUUGACUUUUUGGACAUAUAACUGUAUUUUCAUGUGUUUCAAAAUAAAUGUUUUAAAUUCCGAUGAUUUUGUCAUGUUCGAUUUUUGUCAUUUAAGGGUCGAAAUCGAUGCUCCCCCUUCAUGUUUUGCAUCGCGCCCGGGUGCGUUUAUUAGGAUAAAUACGGUAUGCCUUUUCGUGUAGACCGAGAUAACCGGAGUUUUGCGUUUUAGAACGUCACAAUCUGCGCCAAAAAAAAGACGACAAAUCUGCCCUGACGUCAAACGUGUGACCUUUGUUUACUGCAGAAGCCAGAUUAAGCAUGGACAAAGAGUAAUGGAUCGGAGGAGUGCCUUGAAAGCGUUAAUUAUUGUGCAGGUGCUAUUUACAUGUUUAAUUUUAGAAGCCCAACUACUGACGAGAUUCCCAAUCAACGUUUUCUUGCGUCUUUUGAAGUUUAUACUCCAAAAUUGUGUUUAGAAGCAAUUCUGUCUCCGAGUCUGUCCAGACGAACGAGCUUGGCGCUAUGUUUUAUGUUUAGGCGGAAGUGACGCCAACAAAGGGCUAUUCUGAUGUGAUUAGGGGGUAGGAUUUGGGGAAAUAAUGCCAUCUACAGGUUUGGAAUGCUUAUGAAUGUGAUUGAAAACGCAGAUGUUCGGUUAUGUGUGGAAGGGAUUUUUUUCGAAGACGAGGUGGUGUGGAUAAAACAUUUUUAUAAACGGGGGGGAGGAAUGUUCGGUUUUAAAAAUACCCGGCUACGUGUGUACAUGGCCUGAAACGGGGAGGGAUGGUUCAUUUUGACCUUGUUCGAACAGGACGUCUGUGCUGGACUCCUCGCAGUGACACUGCUAUGUUCCAUAAAACAAUAGAGGUCAUAAAGCUGCUACUGUAAGCGAACAGACAGAAUUGUAAGAGGUGAUGAUUUGUUUCUAAAACGGACUAGUGAUUGUCAAACUGCACAUAUCGUUGAAUUAUAAAUUCAAUUGUUUGGCAUCAUACUUUUCUUUGUACAAGGCUUUCUUCUCCUUUAAAGAAAACCGUGUCUUCAGUGGCUCUGGUUCUACUGGAAUAAUGUCAUUAACUCACUUUAUGCUUUCCUUUUGUCUUUUAUACUGUGUUCUGAUGCUUUGUUUCUUUUAAAUGACUCCAUGUUAGGGUGGCAUAUAGAACAUUUAGUUAAGAAUAGUCGGUCUGUACAAAUUAUGCAAAGUCUUAAACAUUAAAAGGACAUAAUAACAGGAAUAUUUAGGUUAUGGUGAACUAAGGUGUUUAAUUAUUUUUUUUUUUAUAUCAAUAAACUUUUUCUGUUGAUCCAAAAUCUACUACUGUCUUGAUGUUCUUUAUGU
Neoarius graeffei (lesser salmon catfish) is the source of this 5318-nucleotide messenger RNA. RefSeq names its product ADP-dependent glucokinase (gene adpgk). The coding region runs from base 107 to 1603 and encodes 498 amino acids. The transcript has 8 exons. Gene Ontology annotation, molecular function: ADP-specific glucokinase activity. NCBI's taxonomy places the organism in Eukaryota, Metazoa, Chordata, Actinopteri, Siluriformes, Ariidae. Gene Ontology annotation, cellular component: endoplasmic reticulum. Gene Ontology annotation, biological process: glucose metabolic process. The record is from RefSeq and is a predicted model, not a curated record.